Neoarius graeffei (lesser salmon catfish) is the source of this 2629-nucleotide messenger RNA. RefSeq names its product coiled-coil domain containing 106a (gene ccdc106a). The record is from RefSeq and is a predicted model, not a curated record. NCBI's taxonomy places the organism in Eukaryota, Metazoa, Chordata, Actinopteri, Siluriformes, Ariidae. The coding region runs from base 815 to 1978 and encodes 387 amino acids. The transcript is spliced from 8 exons. Gene Ontology annotation, cellular component: nucleoplasm.
AGCGAGAGACACACAAAGAGGUUGGGAGAGAGAGACAGAGAGCGAGAGACACACACAGACAAAGAGGUUGAGAGAGAGAGAGGCGCGCGCUCGCGGAAGUACGUCAUUUUUGGGGGGCGACGACAUCACUGGUGAAAGACAUUUAAUUGUUAUUGUUAGCCGCUCUUUAUUAAAAAAUACCCGCACAUAGCAGAAGUGUACUGAAAUUUAAUUUAAUUUAUUUUUUAUGCGCAAGAUAACGAAGUUUACGGCCACGGAACGGUUUGUGCGCGCGGCUUUUUGUCAUGACGGCAGAAAUCAUUGUGCACAGAGUGAAACGGCAUUAAAGGCGUCCGGCGUGAGCGAGCUGCGCGCGGCUUGCUUUCCUCAGGGAGCAGCGGUCCGGCCCGCGCCUCGGCCGGGGCUCAGCACACCGCGCUCACCGCUGCCGCACAGCCACACGCGCUUACAGCGACAAAUGGCCGCAUGGCUCAUUAAACGCUGUAUUUAGCCAUUAUAUCGUUAUUUACACACUCGCUCCUGUCGCUGGCAUUUACCUCAGCAGCUAGUGUUUGUAGCUAACUCAGUUAGCCAGCUAAGCUAACAAGAGCCGCCUGCUGACAGAUAAAUCCUUCAUCCAGGCUUUAGUUACUGUGCAGUUUACCCUCGUUUUAUUUGCGUCGGUGUUUUAUGGUUAUGUGUACAGCUGUGUGCUAGCUGCUUGUUUCUCUGGAACGUGUACACUCCAGCUGCCUUAAAGACACGUAAACAACAACAACACCAAAAGGUUUAUGUGAAAUCAGCCUGAAACACACGGGAUCAAGCAAACGGAAAUAUGAACGAUGCAGAAACAGCCACUAGGAAGCACGCAAGUUCCCAAGAGUUGCAAACCCCCAAAAAUGAGGAUGCUUAUGAAAUCUCCAUCCCAUUUGAGGAGAACAACUAUGAACAACAGGGUGGCUUUUACAACCAGAACGAUCAAAACUUCGACAGUCAGUGUAAUGAUCCUCCAGCUCCUGCAAGCUCGUACUUGUUGAUCACAAAUCUACGCACACAGCUGCAAAUUUCUCUGGAAAAGAACUCGUGGCUUCAGAAACGCAUUGAAGACCUGGAAGAGGAGAGAGACUUCCUGCGCUGUCAACUCGACCGCUUCAUAUUCUCCACCAAGAGUCAAGAAAGCAACGGCAAUGAUUCUCGCAGUUUUUCAUGGAGGAGACAACGGGACAAUGAACGUGAUCAGCAAGCAGAGGUUCAGCGUUCAGCCAACCGUCAGUCAUUCCCACAGCGGCCUGCUCAGCAGCCCCCAACCAACUCCAAGGUCAUGAGUACUGGUUCUGGGCCAAUUAGUGCCCAGAUAAGUUCAAUGUUUGGUCCUUCCCACUCUCAGCCUCUCCUACACAGCCAUGGAGGUGGAGGUAGCAGUAGUGGCAGUAGCAGUAACAACAGAUCUAUGAAUGAUCUACCAGAGUCACUCUCACUUUUGGGAGAAGAUGAAGAAUAUUUGGAGGACAGCUACCUGGAAGAAGAUGAAAUGAUGUCUGGGGAGGAUGUGAUGCCAGAAAACAUGACUAUAAGGAAUAUGGGUACCCCUGGGAGGCCUCCUGGGGGUCACCCUGCCCUGAAAAGGAGGAGAGUCUUCAGAAUAGCCAGAGGCCGAGAGAGACAGAGAGUGAAAGAUGCUGCUGGGGUGCUGUUCCGCUAUAAGAAAAUUCUGGUGACGUACCAGCGGCUGAAGAACAUGUCCAAGGCUUUCCAGAUCCAUGGUGUGGACCGUAACACGGUGGCCUCCACAACCCCCAUUGCAGAGCUGCUUCUUGUGGCUCCAGAGAAGCUGGCCGAGGUGGGCGAGUUUGACCCGUCCAAAGAGAAGCUGCUGGACUACGCACGGCGCUGCUACAUCGCUUUGGACCCCCAAACCCGCAGCAAAGUUCAGGCACUGAAGAAGAACAAUCUCUUACUCCCAAUCUCUUAUAGGUUGAAAGGAGCCGACGGCCGGUAAUUGGACGGGAGCGAGUGACUUCUGACCUGUUGUAUCAUAGAAUCUCUCACUGUAUUUUAAUGCACCAUAGAGCACAUCUCCCCUCUGUCAACCUCCAUCCUGGUGUUGAGAUCAGGUGUAGGCUAAAUCAAACUGUACUGUAUUACCUCUGUUCUUCUCCACAGUGCACAUACAUAGAGCUGAAAAGGGCUGGGCUUCCAGGAAAACUGUUUGGUAGAUACUGUCACUUGUAUAUAGAAGUCUGUAUAUUGUGAGAACUGUCUGUCUUGGGCAUGAGCCCUGCACCCUCUAUAGUUCUGUGAUGUCCAGUGUACUGAAGUACUGUAUCAGGGGGUUCUCAGCUACAUUCCAGGAGGCCAGUGUGUGUUUCCAUCUCUGUUUGUGUUGUACAUGUCCCUCAGUACUUGUUGCUGAACUGGCCUGAGUUUCCCAAAAGCAUCGCAGCGCAAAGCUCAUGGUUAAAUGGUAGAGCGAGCAACACAAUGAAUGCUCUCUUUCUUCAUUAAGAGGCUUUUGGGAAACCCACCACUGUUCAGUGCUAGUCAGAGGGGUACACAUACAGUGCCUUGCAAAAGUAUUCAUACCCCUUGAACUUUUUCACAUUUUUCCGCCUUACAGCCACGAACUUAAAAGUUUUUUAUUGAGAUUUUA